Messenger RNA from Ostrea edulis (European flat oyster), 5116 nucleotides. RefSeq names its product fasciclin-1-like. The transcript is spliced from 23 exons. Bases 782 to 4099 code for a protein of 1105 amino acids. NCBI's taxonomy places the organism in Eukaryota, Metazoa, Mollusca, Bivalvia, Ostreida, Ostreidae. The record is from RefSeq and is a predicted model, not a curated record.
ACGAGAUGAAAAUCACCCUUAUACAAUCGGAGGCGCGACCCCCCUCCCUUUUCAAGUCAAAAGGAUUUAUCUGUGUAUGUAAUAACGAAAACACGGAAGAUCUUUUAACAAUUGCCAACUGACGGAUUUUUUCACCUGUAUUAAAUCUCCUAAACAAAUAUUGCUAUGUAGAACCCCAGUUAUUGAAUCCGGGCCGUGGUUAUAUCUGUAAGGAGAUAGCAGGCUUUGUGUUAAUGUCUAUACAAGUUUUCGAAAGGCUUGGGUCUUUUUUUCUUCUUCUUCUCCGCUCAUAUCGUAAUGUAUAUGGGGAUAACACCAUUCAGAACCCACUCCAAUUCUUAAGGACUUAUACGAGGAAAUAUAUUUUGAGGACAUUCAGUGUGGAAUUAGAGGAGCAAAUGUAAUUUGAAGAGGGGAUAAGACCAAGGCGCUUCCGAGUGUUACAACUUUUCUGUGGAGACCUGGAUCUGUGUAUCUUCUCUCUCUGUAUGUGUAUAUGUGACCUAAUUACAAGGUCACACAAAACCAAUAAAAGAAGCGUUCCGUCCAAGACAGUUCUCCGUCGUUAAUAUAUUUACGACGCUCGGCAUCUUAGCACGGGCUCUUUCAUUGAUUCGGCGCUGUGUGAUGAAAUUCGGAGAUUUGGGGGAAUUUCUGUUCAAAUGAUGAGUUAUACUUUCAUUAACUCCUCACUGCGCAGUCGAAAGACAACACUUGUGUGCAUUGUCUCAGGGAAUAUGUGAGCUAUUAACAAUGCUCUUUCUGUGAUUUUUUGUGUGAAAUGGAAAUUCAACUUCACCCCACGAUGUGUUCAAACAUAUUUUUGUGCCGAAAACAGCUGAGAUUGUGCGUCUGUUUUCUGGUGUGUGUGAUUGUAUGUGUGACGUCAUCAUCUGACGUCACAAGAUCAAAGACCAUUAGACAAUUGAUAAGUGAAAUCAACAGACUAAGGGCGGCUGACGAUAUCAUAUUGAGAAACGACCUAGGGAGUCAAUAUGAGCAACCGGAUAUCACCGUUUUUAUCCCGGCCUCCGAGGUCAUCUGGAGAUUUAAGGAGGUUCAGUCAAAAUAUGGCUACAAUUUAGACAACAGGGAGAGCGUCACGACGUUGAUGCUGUAUCACAUUGGGAGAGGGAGACGACUAUCAAAUGAAAUUGUUGACGGGCAAACCAUAAUUUCAAAACAUCCGUCAAAUUACAACCUACAACUCAAUAUCCUCCACGACGGAAACGAAAAGGUUUUCACUGUGAAUGGCGCCGAACUGUUGGUGAGGGACAUCGUGGGAAGCAAUGGCGUCUUGUACAUCAUAGACAGACUUCUGGCCCCAGUCUCUAGCGCAAAAACUCUGCACGACUAUCUUAAUUAUCCAGAUCUACCCAAUUAUCAAUUCCAGUCCAUCGCCCGGGCCUCUAUUGUUGACCCUGAGAUGAAGAAAGCGACCGACAGUAUCGACCACCAUUUCACGGCCUUCGUACCGCCAGAUUCUAUAUUGUUCCCGAUGCCGGCUUAUGCUCAGGAUGUGCUGUUUUUCAAUAAUACAUUGCUGAAACAUACUAUCCAUGCCCACAUAGUGACGGACAGGAUCGUGUUUAUUUCCGGCCGGGGGGAGCUGAAGGACCUACAGAGCAAGAGAGGAACCUUGCAUUUCAUCCGGGAGGGAGAGAAUGUAUACGUCCAAAACAACAGGAUCCGCGCCACAAUUGUUGUCUCUAACAUCCCCGUUGCUAAUGGAGUUGUGCACGUGAUCGACCACAUCCUGUACUUUAUAUACAAAACUGUGUUCAUCAAAACCAACACCACUCAGUCGCUAAGUAUAUUUGCCAGUCACUUACAUGGGAUCCCCGGGGACCUGUUGUCUCACAUCCAGAGCUCUACAGAAACCUUUACAUUUUUCGCCCCCAAUAACAACGGCUUCGCCAAGAUUCCCAGGAAGAUCCAACAACAACUGGCCCAGGAUGACCGACUCCGAAGUGAGGUUUUGGGAGCGCACAUCGUGAAGGGGUUUGACCUCAGUUCCUCCGACUUUACUGAAGGCAAAACGUUUAAAACCAUCAACAACUUUACUCUGACUAUCCGGAAGUUUAAUAAAGAUAUCUACGUUCAGAACGGGAACAUUUUGGCCAAAAUCAUCCGGGCGGAUAUCGGGUGUACAAACGGGGUAAUUCAUAUUGUGUCCAGUGUAUUCAGAUUAGAGGAGUUUACCGUCCUAGACGCCAUCAGGGGAAAUAACCAACUGCUAAGGAUGAGUGAAAUGCUGAAGGAUUUUCCUAUUUUGGAAGGGAUCCUUUCCGGGGACAGCAGUCUUGGGGGGAAGAUGACCGUGUUCAUGCCCUCUGACCUCACAAUCACGAAUCUGCGGGAGGAGACCCGUAAAAACAUAUUUGUCAACCAGUCUGAUAAAGCAUUGAGGGCCCUGAAGGGACAUCUUAUAGAAGGGGAAGCACUAUCAUCAACAGAUAUCUACAGUACAGUCCUAAAGUACACUUACGGUGGCCAGCGAGUGGAAAUAACCAACACGGACGAUGGGAUCACCAUCCAGGGAGGACAUAUUGUAGCGAAGAUUGUGACGAGAGACAUCUGGUGUUCAAACGGUGUACUACACAUCAUUGAUAAUAUCUUGCACAUUCCCACACGAAACGUCAUGGAUGAGUUGGCUCGUCAUAGCGAAAUUAGUUCUAUAUCUAACUUGGUGAGGCUGGAUCAGAUGAAGGAAUUGUCCCUCGCUUUGUCUGACGACGGGAACCACUUCACCAUGUUUGUUCCAGUUAAUGACGCUUUCUCCGCCAUUCCCAGGUCACGUGCUGAUACCCUGCUCACCAAUUCCACCUUACUGCAAAACGUAUUGAAAGCCCAUGUUACAUCCACUGGAAGGAAAUAUACCAGUGAUUUGUACGACGGCAUCAGCAUGAAAGCAGAGGAAGAAUUCUUACACAUAUCACGUGUCUCGACAGAUGUUUUUAUAACCAACAACAACGUAAGGACUCGUAUCAUCCGACCAGACAUUCCUGCAAUUAAUGGCAUCAUUCACGUAGUAGACACAAUCAUGUAUUUCCCUUUCUACAUAGCUGCAGAAGUCAUGUACAACAACCCGAAACUUAGAAUGUUUUACGAUCUGAUGAAGAAUCUGUCGGACUUUUCCAACCUCCUUGAAGAUGAGUUCAGCCAGAUGACAAUCUUUGCGCCAUCCUCCAAGUUUCUCUCAUCCCUGUCCUCGGCAGACCUACAGAAGAUGUCCUCAAAUUCAGAGGUUCUCCGAAAGAUAUAUAAGGGCCAUGUUAUCCCCAACGGUUUGCUAGACAGCAAAUUUAUCAGAAUGAACAUGCAACACAAAUUCACAUUCAAGUCAAUGUAUGGAAUACCAUUCACGUUUGAAAAACAGAGCACAGUGGCUGGGACCUCCAUAGAUGCCGGGUACAGUAACCUUAGAUACGACCUUGACAUUAACAGAGAUGGGGUUGCUUGUAGCAAUGGAGUUAUUUACGUCAUAGAUGGAUUUCUGGAUCACUCUUUUAAAAAUAUCAUCGAUGAAAUGAAAGCGCAAGAUAAGCUGAAAGCCUCGUUACAAAAUAUCAUGGGAAUAUUUCCUCCCGGAGUUGAAGAGGAGUUUAGAGACGUUAACAGUGAAUUCACAGUCUUCAUGCCGGCCAGCGAGGCGUUCCUGUAUCUGUCACAGCCAGAACUCUUAUACCUACACAGUCUAGUCAACACAUCAGAAAAAUACCAGCUGCUUGAGCGCCACACUGUGAAUGGAACAGCACUAAGUAUAGAGGAAAUUCGCGCCAUCUGUGGAAAGGAAAAUUCUACGGAGUGUGUACUCAGUGUUAAUGUUAUAAUUGAGGAUGACGACAAACAAGAAAUUACUCUCGAAUGGAAGGGAGUGCAGUCGAAAAUUAUCCAAUCAAACAUAUUGGCAAACAAUGGCAUCAUCCACAUCAUCGACAGGAUUUUAUUCAAAGUGGAGGAGGAGGAGGAAUCAACUCUACCACCAAACCCAAUGAACACUCGAGGAGUGAACGGAGCUAACACGGACUUCAGUGUGUUAGUUUCGUAUUUAACAGUGUUAACAACAUGUUACAUUUCACGUCUUCUGUCAAGGUGAUCGUAUUAUUCGGGUGUUCUGAUGAAAACCAAUUUAAACAGUUCAGAUCCCCCUGAAACUUUGAGCAUCUCAGUGUGAAUUUGACUCGUCACGAAAAUGGAGAUCAAACAUUGUGUAUAAUGCUCUAUCAAGUCGACAAAUGAUUCGAAUGAUAACGUGACAACGAUGCUCCUUGUUGAGGAAAUAUACAACAAUACAAUCUAUAGGGCAAUCUUGUUGUUGUCUCGCUCAAACAUUCCGCAUGUGUCAGUAGCCCAAGCUGCCUAAGAGGAAGAUUGACCUAAUUAUUGUGUAUCCCUGUGUGGUAGAAAAAGCUGACAUUAGCUAGGGGUCCUUGUCUCUAUAUAUGCUUGUCUUUCUAGAAUUCCAAUUUUUGUGUUUUUGUAUUAUUAAAUUUUAUAUAUAUAUUUAUGAAUGUGUCGAGGUGCAUUGAUGAUGACUUAGAAUGAUGUGCGAUCGUUGCGUUUUCAUAAAUAAAUUCAGAUGUUUUAUAUCAUCAAUUGAACUAAACAAACGAUGCAUAAAGAACCGCUGUGACAACAACAUAUGUGCAAGAUAUAAUCCGCAUGUCAACAACAGACUACAUAAUUUCAUUCCAAACCUUAUUUCUUCAUGAUAUUUAUUUUCUAUGCAAGUGUAUUGUAAGAAAUACUGUUUUUGACUGCAUCCAUGCACUAUUUAUGUAUAUAGUAUUGGCAUUUCAUAAUCAUGUGUACAUAUGUCGAUAGUGAGUUAGUUGAGCGUUGGUUGCUAUUUGUUUAUAUUGUACAAAUAACGACAGUGUGUUAGUUGAGCGUUGGUUGACAUUUGUUCCUAGUGUACAAAUAUCGACUGUAUUAGUUGAGCAUAAGUUGAUAUUUGUACACUAGGCACAAAUAUCAAGAUAGCGUGUUAGUUGAGCGUUGCUUGAUUGAAUAUGAUUGGACAUUUAUAUUUGAAGAUACGAUAAUUGAGUAUUUUGUUUGAAGAGAAAAAGAUGUUGGAAACUCAGAAAUAAACUUUGUAUACGUAACCAAA